Drosophila suzukii is the source of this 1538-nucleotide messenger RNA. Its product is annotated as TOX high mobility group box family member 4. The record is from RefSeq and is a predicted model, not a curated record. Gene Ontology annotation, molecular function: chromatin DNA binding. NCBI's taxonomy places the organism in Eukaryota, Metazoa, Arthropoda, Insecta, Diptera, Drosophilidae. Gene Ontology annotation, biological process: regulation of transcription by RNA polymerase II. Gene Ontology annotation, cellular component: nucleus.
CAUUUAGCCCAUACCCGCCUGCGGUCACACUAAUCCCACACGAUAAUAAAAACGCCUGAAAUUGUUUAAUUUUUUGUAAAUAAGACUGGGAUAAGAAUUGCAGGAGGCACGGUCGCCAUGAAUCAGUUCCACACGCCCUCGUUCGGCGACGUGUUCGAGCUGAACGACACACCGUCGGAGAGUCCGAGCCCCAGCCAAGCAUCGCGGAGAAUGCUUAGCCUGGAUCAGUCCAUGUUGAACGAUGACGAUGACGAGGAGGAUUGCGACACAUAUGGUAGCGGUGGAGGUGGAAUAGUUGGAGGACAGAGCCUAGUGGCUCAGCCACAGCAGCAGCAGCAGCAGCUUCAACCACAGGCACCACCCAAACCACUGGCGCCCUUUGCCCUGUUCUUCCGCGACACCGUGACGGCCAUCAAGCAGCAGAAUCCCGCCUGCUCGCUGGAGAAGAUGCAGUUGAUCGUCCAGACCAUGUGGGACUCCCUGGACGAGACGCAAAAGACCGUCUACAGUCUGCGGCAUGAGCAGGAGAAGCGUGACUAUGUGCGUCUGAUGCGGGACUACCGUCAUCAGCUGUCCGAAUCGGAGGCCACGUCGGAGCUGGAAACAGCACCACCAGCUGUUGCUCCCCCACAGUCGGUCGUUGUGCCGCCGCCCCUGGACACACCCAAAGUGGAGGCUGUCGAGGAGCCAGCGCAGCCUGCUCCGGAGCAAAUACAACUCCUGACCGAGGCGGCCACCGUGCAGAAGUGCACCCGGGAGCAGUGCAACAAGCCGGCCAUCAUCAAUCCGGACUGGGAGGACGAAUACUGCAGCAACGAGUGCGUGGUCAUCCACUGCCGGAAUGUGUUCAACGACUGGGUGCUUACCAUGAAGUCCUAGCCUUUGUGUGGCAACGCCACCGCCCACUUAAGCUUAGUCUAGAUUUUAGCCCUCACUCACACGCUGUACUGUCCGUAUAUUACCUAGGAAUAUACGACUGAGUAAGCAGUAAGCGAUACUAUAGUCCCAGUUUCGGUUGUAAUUAGCAUCUGUGUGGAGUCUGAAUGAAUGCGAUACACGCUUUGUAUGAUACUUUAAUUGUAGUAAAUAAAUCAUAGCACUAGCAAUAAUUCAGAAUACAAACACUAACUUUAGAAAGUAUUUGGUAUGAGACCUUAGGCCAUUUUAUUGUGGAAUGUCAUUUAGCAAAUGCAUUUAAUAAAUUUAUAUUGUUUUUGAAAGCCUUUUUAGUUCAUAAUCAUUUUUGACCUCUUGUUUCAAUUCCCAAGACCAAUUCAAAUAAAAGUCCACUCUUAUAUGGUAACUUUUAAUAAAUACACACAUUUAUUUCUCUUGCACUUCAUAUCAAUAUAUCAAUGCCGUUGCUUACAAAAAUUCACUUUCGCUCGUUCUACAUUUACCAAAUAAUUAAAAUGUAUAAAUUAUUUUUUUAAAAUAAUAUGUUAAAGACGUUUCCUCGGUUGCCUUGCUGAAGUAAUGCGCCAUUGUUAAGAGUACGAGUUAAAUAAACAACAGUAUAAAAAAGAUCAAGCUUAAAA